Messenger RNA from Temnothorax curvispinosus, 2308 nucleotides. It is a transcript of the gene HisCl1, whose product is annotated as glycine receptor subunit alpha-2-like. The transcript has 10 exons. The record is from RefSeq and is a predicted model, not a curated record. NCBI's taxonomy places the organism in Eukaryota, Metazoa, Arthropoda, Insecta, Hymenoptera, Formicidae. Gene Ontology annotation, cellular component: synapse; neuron projection; membrane. Bases 725 to 1981 code for a protein of 418 amino acids. Gene Ontology annotation, molecular function: transmembrane signaling receptor activity; neurotransmitter receptor activity; extracellular ligand-gated monoatomic ion channel activity. Gene Ontology annotation, biological process: signal transduction; chemical synaptic transmission; nervous system process.
GGAAAGUGCAGCGGUAUGAUCAGUUUCCGUAUGACAAAUCUGGAGUACCGAACGCGCGAUAAAAUCCGCGUCGUUCUUCGACGUUUCCUCGACGUUUCCGAGAAUCGUGAUUAAAAGAGACAGAAGAAGCCUCGCAUCUUGGAAGACAUCGCGGAUUGAAACGCAAUCAACGAGCUAUCAACGAUCUUUCCAACGUGCUUUAAAUCGAAAUUGACAAGAAGAUACGUCAGUCGUAGAACAGGUUCAUAUAAUAAUAGAUGAUUGAUGUCGUGACUCGUCAAGAUUUUCAAAAUCAAUCUACGUCAAUGGCUUCGUUUAUGAGACGCUAUGUUUAGAUAUAAUUUAGAUGUUCAUUGAUCCACGAGGAACCGAAAGUGAUCGUCCGGUGGAAAAAAUUUUCGAGCGAGAGGCUAACAACUUCCGCUCGAUUUUCGUCGAGAGCAUUCGCCGGAUUUCCGUACGAUAGAAUGUGCAGCUGAUCGGAAACGGCCCGUAAAAUAUGCUAGGUCGCGGAUUAAUGAGAAAGCGGAGAUUCCAAUAACUGGUUAAGUUUCUCAAUCAGGAAGGACAGGAGUCUCUUUGAUGUUCGCGCGUUCAAAACGAUCUCAUCGAUCCCUCCGCGUCGAUGAAUUCUUUAUGACGUACUCUGCAAACUCCAUUGCAUGCGCCGCUCUUUUUUUCGGGCCAUCCGUAUCACUCUCCAUACUCUCCGCUCUCUUCAGGAAUGACGUGGCACUUUCUGCUGAUCAUAUGCUGCUACUUGUAUGCCCUGUUUGACAUGACCGCCCCGCAUUUUCCAGAACUGGACUUCGAUGAGUACGGAAAGAAGGAAACCUCCUUGUCAUUGAGAGAUAUCCUGCCUUUGAAUCCGAAGCAGUACGAUAAACACAGAGCACCGAAAUUCCUUGGUCAGCCCACCAUCGUUUAUUUUCACGUGACAGUGCUUAGUCUGGACUCGAUAAAUGAGGAAUCGAUGACAUACGUGGCCGACAUAUUUCUCGCUCAGAGCUGGCGAGACUCUAGGCUGCGGCUACCGGAAAACAUGUCCGAGGAUUACCGGAUACUUGACGUGGAUUGGUUGCACAAUAUCUGGAGACCCGACUGCUUCUUCAAGAAUGCAAAGAAGGUUACCUUCCACGAGAUGUCGAUACCAAACCAUUAUCUCUGGUUAUAUCACGAUAAAACGUUGCUCUACAUGUCUAAAUUGACAUUGGUGCUCUCAUGCGCGAUGAAGUUCGAGUCCUAUCCUCAUGACACUCAAAUUUGCUCGAUGAUGAUCGAAAGCCUUUCGCACACGACUCAAGAUCUGGUAUUCCUAUGGAACAUGACCGAUCCCCUGGUGGUUAAUCCGGAAAUCGAGCUGCCGCAACUCGACAUAUCAAACAACUACACGACCGACUGCACGAUCGAAUACUCGACCGGAAACUUCACGUGCAUACAGAUUGUCUUCAAUCUGCGUCGGAGACUGGGUUAUCACCUGUUCCACACGUACAUCCCGUCCGCUCUGAUCGUCGUUAUGUCCUGGAUCGCCUUCUGGAUCAAGCCGGAAGCCAUCCCGGCGCGGGUCACCCUUGGCGUGACGUCACUACUGACCCUCGCUACUCAAAACACGCAAUCUCAGCAAUCUUUACCGCCGGUCUCGUACGUGAAAGCAAUCGACGUGUGGAUGUCUUCGUGCAGUGUGUUCGUCUUCCUGUCUCUCAUGGAAUUCGCAGUAGUGAACAACUACAUGGGGCCGGUCGCCACAAAGGCCAUGAAAGGGUACUCGGACGAAGAUCUUCGCGAGGCCAUCGACGACUUCAAGACGCCAAUGAGGCCGGAUACCGAAAGGAGCAGAAGUCCAACGAGGCCACCGACGGUACAGUAUGAGCAGUGCUGCCAAGGACGAGCUACCGCCAUUUACAUCGACAAGGUUUCCAGAUUCUUCUUCCCCUUCUCAUUCUUCAUCCUUAACGUCGUCUAUUGGAGCACAUUCCUGUAAUGCAACUCCGGGCAAGACGCAUGUCCGCGACUCGGCGAGAGCCGGAUGCGCUUUUAAAGACAUCGAAUUAUGGAAAGAAUAUCCUGGGAUGCAGCGAUAAAUUUGUCGAAGCAAGCUAAUGGAAAGUGUAUCCUGCGAACUAUCAUGUAUAAAGUACGGCACAAUAAAAGAGGAAGUGGAAUAAAAUCCGCAUAUUUAUUGAAGACGUGUCUAAUAGAUUGUGAUAACAAAAGUUAACCGAUCUGUGUUCAUUACAAGACACAUAGUAAAAAUGUCCUGUAACAAAUUAUAAGAAACAUAACAAUAUAGUUAUAUUGAUAAAUAGGA